Molecule: messenger RNA, 478 nt
Organism: Elaeis guineensis (African oil palm)
Lineage: Eukaryota; Viridiplantae; Streptophyta; Magnoliopsida; Arecales; Arecaceae
Source: RefSeq, a predicted model, not a curated record
AAAAUCCACCGAGCAAAGAACACGCUUUGAGUAAAGGGGGAGAAAAAAUCCAAGGAGAAGAAGAGGAGGAGAGCCGAGAGCGAGGAGAGGAGGAGAGGUUGGGGAUUUCUAGGGUUUUCGGUGGCUCGCCGGGAGGAAUAACUGCCAUGGCGUUCCGAAGAGCUUCUCCCUUUCUUCAUCUUCCUUUCUUCCUUUUAUUAUUCUUCGUUGUUUCAGAUCUUAUGGUUGCGAUGGCGGCGGAUGACAUCUCUCACGAUGACGCGGAGGCCCCCAAAUCCCCCGCAUGCAACAAUAAAUUCCAGCUGGUUAAGAUAAAGAAAUGGGUGAAUGGGACCGAAGACACUGGCAUUGUUGGACUAAGUGCCAGAUUUGGCGCUUCCUUGCCUGGUCAUGCUUCUGAAGCUAUAAAAACAGCUGCUGCUCUUGCAAAUCCUUUUAACUGCUGCACUAAUUUGUCAUCAAAGGUUUCCAACUAUCU